This is a messenger RNA of Clupea harengus (Atlantic herring), 953 nucleotides long. RefSeq names its product programmed cell death 1 ligand 1-like. Gene Ontology annotation, biological process: T cell costimulation; negative regulation of T cell proliferation; cell surface receptor signaling pathway. Gene Ontology annotation, cellular component: external side of plasma membrane. The record is from RefSeq and is a predicted model, not a curated record. The transcript has 6 exons. Lineage: Eukaryota; Metazoa; Chordata; Actinopteri; Clupeiformes; Clupeidae. The coding region runs from base 171 to 953 and encodes 260 amino acids.
AAUAGAAGAGGGGCAGAGCAAUAGUCAGACAUACACAAAGAACGGCGAAAGUUUUAUAGGAAUUGCUGAAGUUGGAUUUGAGCGAGAAGAGUCAAUACUAUACAGACCUUACAUAUUUCAGUAGCGAUGAAUGACCUCUGUCCUCAUGAACUCCACUCAAGGGAAAAGAGAUGCUACAACUGAUUUUUUUCUGCUUCUUGUUGCCGGCGUCUGAGCAAACUUUUUCUGAGGUCAACAACAUUGACGCAGAACUCUAUGAAAAUGUCACUUUCAUAUGGAAGUUUCCAUUUAAGUUAGAGCCAAACACAACUAUAUUCAUAACCCCAGUCAAUCGUGAAUCUUCAAGUGACGUUAUUAAUCUACGUGGAGGCGUACCAGAAGUAUUCCACCCCUAUGAGGGAAGAGUUCAGCUACUGACACAGCGGUUCCCGGAUGGGGUCGUUGCCCUUAAGAUGAACUCCGUUCGCAUCCCAGACGCAGGAAUAUACCAGUGUGUCAUAAAGAUGCCUACCCAAUCGCCUUACCGUCUUUUAAAUAUAAAACUCAGAGCCCCAUGGAGAGAUAUAAAAAAGAGCAUCUCUGUGAGUGGAGAAGAACGUGUCCUGUUCUGUGAGGCUGAAGGCUAUCCAUUAGCUGCUGUUACCUGGACAGAUGAACAUGGCCACAACCUCACUGUGGCCAAUCCAACAACCUCCCGUACCUCAGAGCAGCUUUGGCACAUCGUCAGCCAGCUGAACGUCAACAUCUCCAGCAGCAGCAGCAGCAGCAACUACACCUGCACCUUCACCGACGACAGAGGAGCUUCUCAGUCCGCCAGCUUUGUCUUUACAGACAGGAAGCAGUCAAGGCAUCACUACGUUUUGCAACCCGUCCUCAUUCUCGCCCUCAUCCUCGCCCUCGUCAUGCUAGUCAUGAUGAAGAAGAGACUUGAGAUGCAUGACCUUUGGCCAUGA